Miscanthus lutarioriparius is the source of this 186-nucleotide messenger RNA. The record is from the annotation of a GenBank genome assembly. NCBI's taxonomy places the organism in Eukaryota, Viridiplantae, Streptophyta, Magnoliopsida, Poales, Poaceae.
AUGGCUCCAGAUCCGGAUUUGCCCGGCUGCGAGCAGGCGGAGCCGCCCGACGAGGUGGACGACCCCGACGUCGAGGUCGACCCCACCGGCCGCUACUUCCGGUACAAGGAGGUCUUGGGAUCAGGGGCCUUGAAGACAGUGUACCUCCCUUCCCUCUCCUCUGCUGUUUAUGCAGUAAUUCAGUAG